Molecule: messenger RNA, 1658 nt
Organism: Amblyraja radiata (thorny skate)
Lineage: Eukaryota; Metazoa; Chordata; Chondrichthyes; Rajiformes; Rajidae
Product: testis-specific serine/threonine-protein kinase 6-like
Exons: 1
Coding region: 748-1560 (270 amino acids)
Biological process (GO): microtubule cytoskeleton organization; protein phosphorylation; intracellular signal transduction
Cellular component (GO): cytoplasm
Molecular function (GO): tau-protein kinase activity; ATP binding
Source: RefSeq, a predicted model, not a curated record
CUGUCCAUUUCUGCUGCUUGAGCUGCUGAGUUCCUCCAGCACUUUGUGUUCUGCAAAAGAUUCUCCAAGCUUGAUUCCAAGCGGGCAUGCCUGUACUGUAAGUGCACACCUGGGGAACAUAGGAGGCCCAUGGUCAGACCCAUACUUCUCCAGUGCCUCCUCAACGACCUGUGCUUUUCUCUCAGUGAAGUUACCGUCAGAUUUCCCACAGCUGAUGAGGUAACCUUCCCCUCCCCUGCCUGUCAAACCGUGAUGUCACAGUGACCAGAUCUGUCUGACCCCCAGCAUCAAAACCAAGGUCACCUGGUGUCAUCUACAGAGAGCUGAGAUUUGGUUAUCAAACAUCAUUAGUACUGGAACAAAACCACUAACCUGUGGAGCAGAUCAUGCAGAUAGAUAACAGGAGAAAUAAUUAAAGAAAUAAACUCAGAUUAUUUAUUCAGCCUGAGGUUGGUGUGCCUACAAAAUAAUGCAAAGCUUCUUAGACAUUGCUCCUUUAUCGUUCAAUUCUUCCCGGUCCAGUUCCCCGUCAAUCACGACAAUUCUUGCAGAGAUUCUCAGAACUGAAAAGAUGUGACUUCUCUCCAGAUUUCAAAAUGUGUUUCCCAUGGCCACGUCUAUAAAUGGCUGCAGGGUUUAUGACGCCUUCAAAAACUUCACAAUUGCAAAUUAUUACAGCACUGGUGUGAACUGGUUUACACAUACGGCUACCUCGCAAUAAAUUGGAAAAAAACAUGGCCAUGCACCAUGUCUGGAGACACAUUUCUGACAGAGUUAGGAUAUAAGCUAGGGAAGACCAUUGGUGAAGGCAGUUACUCCAAAGUUAAAGUAGGCAGUUCCAAGAAAUACAGGGAGAAUGUUGCUAUAAAGGUGGUCGACAGGAAGAAGGCUCCCCCGGACUUUGUUAAUAAAUUCCUGCCAAGGGAGUUGGCCAUCUUGAGGGGGAUCAAACACCCUCACAUUGUUCAGGUCUAUGAGUUCAUUGAGGUUUGCAAUGGGAAGCUCUACAUUGUCAUGGAGCAGGCUGCCACCGAUCUCCUGCAGUUGAUUCAGCACAGAGGCCACAUUCCAUGCAACGAAGGCCGCCACCUCUUCUCCCAGAUCGCCUGCGCAGUCAAGUACCUUCACGAGCACGAAAUUGUCCAUCGUGACCUCAAGUGUGAGAACAUCUUGCUGACCGAAGAGAUGCAGGUAAAGAUCACAGACUUUGGAUUCGGGAAGAAACUUCACGGCCACCCUGACCUCAGCAGCACCUACUGCGGCUCAGCUGCCUACGCCCCCCCCGAGGUCCUCAUGGGCGUGCCUUAUGACCCCAAGAAGUACGACAUCUGGAGCCUGGGGAUCAUCCUCUACGUGAUCGUGACCGGUUGCAUGCCAUUUGAUGACUCCAACAUCAGCAAGUUGCCCAAGAGCCAGCAGAAGGGGGUGGUUUACCCCGAAAGCAUCCAACUAGAGGAAAAAUGCCAGGCACUGAUCAGAGAGCUGCUGCAGUUCUGCCCCUCAGGACGGCCGUUGGCCAGCCAAGUCAUCAAGCACGCCUGGAUCAGAGAGAACAAGUAGGAGCACAGCCCCGAGGGCAGCCACUGUUAAUUUCCGCGUAGUGUUACCAUAACGACCUAUCUAAACCAUUCUCAAUUAAACCUUUGAAAGUGAACAAA